Messenger RNA from Homarus americanus (American lobster), 3404 nucleotides. RefSeq lists its product as uncharacterized. NCBI's taxonomy places the organism in Eukaryota, Metazoa, Arthropoda, Malacostraca, Decapoda, Nephropidae. Bases 1371 to 3404 code for a protein of 677 amino acids. The record is from RefSeq and is a predicted model, not a curated record. The transcript is spliced from 5 exons.
GGGUCACUCACUUUCGUUUUCUCCCAGUCACUGUUGUGUGGCGUAGCAGCAGCGGUGACCACACCAACCCAUGUGUGGCUAGUUUGGUCGACCCUCUCGCUACCAGGGCUGAUGAUGGUGAACGUAAACACCGUUGGUGAGGUCGCGUGUGCAAGCCUUUGCCCGCCCAGCAGAAGCAGCAGCGGCUCGCCACCGCCGCCCUGGGCUCAGCCUAGUUGGGCGCCCACUGCGGUGGUCGUCAGCUGCUGCCCCGCGCCGCGCCACACUCCUCCACCCGUUCCACCCUCCCUCCACACACACCUCCACUCCCUCACUCCACACACACCCCGCGCCACGCACGGGUCUCCUCCGCCUACCUACUCCACCAUAACGUCUCUUCCAACAUGGAAGUUAUGUGACGUCUGGUAAUGAGAGGGGUGAUCAAGACAACACUAAUUAUGAAGAGUAAUUAAAGGAGGCAGUGGAGUAAUACAAUGGAAGGUGGCUAAGAGUGAACCGUCUCUGUUGUGUUAAGUGGAUGACAACUUCCACCAGUGGUAAAUAAGUGAAUAAUCGUGUGUGGUGGUGAAGGGACCGGAAAAAUAUACGUGGUAGCGUAUUCCCGAGAAGUGAAUUUCCAAGAAAGUGAUGUGAUAGCGUCUAGUGUUAGGAACUACAAUUGUCACGUAAAUAGUGAUCCUCGGUGUGCUGGUGAAAAUCAUUGUUUUUUAUUAAUUCCCUGAUGUAAGUGUUUAAACGAAUCAAAACUGUGUAUAAGAUUAUAAAUAUAUAUAAUAUAUAUGUAUAUAUACAGUAUUUAUACAAUGUUAGUUCCGGGUGUUUGUGUUUUGAAGUGAAUUACCAUUGUUAAAUCACAGAAAAUGUACCAAAACAGUUGAAAGAGUGAACGUGUGAAUAUUAUUACCAAUGGUAGUGAGAGGAAGGUGGUGAUGGUGAAAGUUGUUGAUGCCCGUGUACUGUAGUUUCUCCCGUGUUACCUCGCCCGGUCACUCUCCCUUCGCUGUGAGAACUAGAGUGAUACAUUGUUACAUCUUAACAUGAAAGGCCAUCUUGAUUCAUUCUCGAUGGGUUUAUGUUUACCAACAACCUUCUGCACAGUUGUUGUCAAGUCCGCCUUGGCGAGUCACCAGCGACCUUCAGGGGGAAGUGAGGACCGCCCAGCCUCAACAUUAAGAUAAUAAGCCCACCAAGCUACGGACAACACAAGAUGACUUCUGCUUCCUCAAUUGUGUGGAUGUGAUUCUGUUGACGACGAAUUGAUCCCGGCAUCGUACGUAAAGAAGAUGCCGGGCAGAGGAUAGGAGAGUACGGCAGACACAAGCGUGAGAGCAAGGAGGAAUACGCCUACCUGCACCAGGCCCCUCGCCUCAAUGUUGCCUGAGAUCUUGGGCGUGAAGCGCGAGGACGGAGGGGUGUCGUGGGUGCCUCUCACGCCGCUAACCACCUUCAGGGACGUGGCCGCCUGCGUCAGGGACACUGGGGACCCCCUCCCUCACCUGCUGGAGGACUCCCCGCUAGGAGUUCGUGUGGUGGCUGGCUGGGAGCGCCCGUUGGAGCUCCUGCGACUGUGGAACACCCUGAAGGACCAGGUCUCCUACACCGCCUCCUACAGCCAUAAGGAUGACCCGGCAGAUCCCCUCGCUUAUCUCUCCAAAUCGUCUUACCUGGAGGAAGAGGAGGAGGAGGAUAGUGACCCGAUAAGCCCCUGGGAGUUGUAUGACCUCAAGGACGAGCUCAAGGAUUUCGGUUCUGAGCUGCGACCGUCAUUGACCAGCAGUGGAGGUGACGUUGAGGUCCGCAGGUUUAUCUUCGACGACCCACCUCUGUCUCGGUCUCUGGACGAUAGUGAUGAACUGGUGGUCGUGAGCAGUGAUGGUGAGGCUGACUCCUCCUACAACUCCCACACACAGAGCCAGAGGAACAACUUCGUCAGGUCGAUCCUUGGGGGCAGGAAUGGUCUAAUGCGUCACAGCAACAGGUCCACCAGACGACCCUCAGCUAACUGGCCUCGGGGUGGACACAGACAGUCUGGUAUUUCUCCAUUUGUUCGAGGACAUUCACAGACCUCUUCCCUCCCAUUAAAAUCUCAGGAAGUUAUACAACCCCCUCUCCACUACCCAAAGGAACGGCAUCCACUAAAUCUCCAAAAUUCUCAGUGUAACGGUGAAGUUGGACACAGAAAACGAACGCUACCUGCUCAUACCAUAGAAAACGGUUCUCCCAAUUAUUAUAACGGUCACUUGUACAAAUACUAUAAUCUACAGGAAGACUAUAAUGGCUUGGAUGAAAAUUAUAUGGAAAGAAUGCAGUGGAAUAAAAACUUGAGUCCAGUAAUUAGUAAAAAGCAGAAAUUAAGGUCCACAGAGCACAGACAGUUAAGUACAAAGUCGGGGUAUGGGAAAAUAGGCAGUGUUGAGAACUCUAAGGUGCCGGUACACAGUAGACGAGGUGAGGCAGCCAGACCCCACCAGACCUCUCGAGCUGGUCACUCACACACCAACCAAAGUGACAUAAGACAUCUGUUACAUAACCACUUCAGUAGUAAAGGCUUUCAGCUGGAGCCUUUAGAUAUACACCAGAACGGAACUUAUUCUUCGUCCAGUCGUAACCCAGCUGGUAGUUCACAACUGAGGAACAGUCGCAACUUUAGUGGUCGUAACUUACAAGUGAGAAACUCUAGUGAGCAGAACAGGAACCCUCAUGCGUUAGAUAAAGUUCAUUCCUCCGUCGUGAGUCAUGAUAGUCGGAGGAACGGCAGAGAUGAUCCUGUCAACUGUCGUGGAGACUCAACACUGUGUACAAAUCACAACUCGGGACACCAAAGACACUCCCAGCCUCAAGUACAAGAGCGGAGCAGCGGCCAGAGGACCUCCGCGACCCACAGAUCUAAGAGCAAGUCAGAAGAAAAAACUUCCGGUAGGCAGAACGGGGAGCUGCACCACUCUGUCAGUGUCCCUGGCCUCCACGCCCAGUGCAGCACCAGGGGCAUUAAUAACCAGGGACACGAGUCUCGCCCUCAGUCAAGAUUCCUCAGGGACCCAGGGAACGGUAGUGUAGGUCCCAGGGAUGUGAGGGAGAGUCAGGGCCGUAGAUACCAGAGAACCACCAGCAUGCCAGAAACCAGGCAGCUAUACCCCUCCCGGGGAGGACAGUCACACCCGCCUCUCACCUCCUCUCAUGAUCGACCCUCAAGGAGGACGGCCACACACCGCACCGUCCACCGACGCUCCUACUCCGACCCCCUCUACGAGUACCUGAAAGACGACAACCGCGCCCUCCACCUCCGCCAGCCAGCACGACGACGGAGACAUUCAGCGCCUGAAUAUACCAAGUUAAUGUCGCCCGUGAUAGAAUUUUCUCGCCCUGGUUUCAUCAUGUUAAAACCUCUCAGGCAGGGAGGUUGA